Molecule: messenger RNA, 1167 nt
Organism: Talaromyces rugulosus
Lineage: Eukaryota; Fungi; Ascomycota; Eurotiomycetes; Eurotiales; Trichocomaceae
Exons: 3
Coding region: 1-1167 (388 amino acids)
Source: RefSeq, a predicted model, not a curated record
AUGCGGUCCGCGCAUGAAACUAACGUUUUGGGAUUAUUCUGGAAUUCCUACUUCCCAAACGGUAAAAAGCUUCCAGCAGGAAACGCCAUUAGCACACUUGGCGGGUUGAUGCAUCUAGUUCAAGACAUUUAUACAGCAGAUGACCUUCUGAGAAAGACUAUUAUUGCUUUCUCACUGUCUGCCAUUGGCAUGCGAGAAGAUCCUUCCGGGUGGAUGCGGGAAGAGGGACGCAGACUUUAUGGGGAUGCAUUACGAGGUGCAGUAGUGAUGCUGCAAAGCCCACGUAGGAGACAAGAGGAUGGUUUUCUAAUCGCAAUACGAUUGUUCAGUUUAUACGAGGCGGUAAUUGGCGAUAGCGACGAACAGUCCUUCACUUGGAUGACGCACUGUUCUGGCGAUGCUGCAAUAGUAAAAGACAGAGGCCCGCUUGCUUUUAGAUUGGGCUCUUCUCAUCGGCUUUUUGCUGAUGGAAGGUUGCACUUGAUAAUGACUGCACUUCAAGAGAGGAAAAAGUCAUUUCUUAGUGAUCCGGCUUGGAAGAUGCUGCCCUGGAGCCACAUGCAAAAGACCCCUAAGGACAUUUUACUUGACAUUCUUGUCGAUGUGCCGACCUUGUUCGAGGCUAUCGAUAUCAUGUCCCAUUGCAAAGACCCAAACCAAAAGGCCGACUACCAAGAACGUCUUUAUAUGGAGUACGUAUUUCUCGAGAAGCGUCUGACUCAUUGGGCCAGAGAGUUUGCUUCGGUUUUGAUCACACACGAAAACAAUGCGCUAGUCGAAGACGUGAUCAUGCCUCAAAUUUUGGCUGCAGCUCAUGUUUCAACAUUAUACUGGGUCACGUGCAUAAUUGUCUAUGGGUUAGUAGGGAAAGUCCUUAUGGCGGGCUAUGGAGAAGAACCCUUCAAGGGAAUAUAUGUCGACCCUGGCAUUUUCUGUCAAGACAUCCUUAGGAUAACCCCUUUGUUUCUUCACUUCUCCACCGGCAUUUUUCGUGUUCACCUCGCCACUCCUGCUCUAAGUGUUGUCAUGAUCUAUCUCGGCAGUCUUCCGUCUGGGGAGAUGGAGAAAGAGAAAGCCAUGCUGGCUGGGUACUUGCGAGAUCCGUCAUGUUCCAGUAUGCGCAAGUUUCUUGCGAGUAUGAACCCGGAGGAAUCCACAAAGCUAUGA